UCCUUCCUGCGCGGGCUGUUGGAGGCGCUGCGCCGGCAUGGUGUGCGCGUUUCUGCUGGAGAUCCGGCGGGGCACGCAGAGCGCCUUGCUCGUUAUCCGCGAGGCGAGCUUGCGGAACCUGCCGGCCGACAUCUCGGUGGCUCCGGGCCGGCUGGAAGUGAGGAGCAGCUCCGCCUGCGGGGUGGCUGCGUUGCCGCCAGGGGUCAGCCUGGCUCCGUCCUCCUGCCGCGGGCUGCGGCGCCUGCACGGGGAUGGCCUGCACCUGCACCUGCGGCUGCGCGAUGUGCCCCGCGCCCCGGAAUUGGUUUAUAAUCUGAGGGAAAGCCUGAAACCACAGAAGAGUUACAUCUUUUACUGCCAGUCCUGUGGUGACAUCAUAGUAAAAGAAAGGAAAUUUUUCAGAGUUCUUCCUCUACCAAGUGAAAACUGGAGUGCUUUAGUAGAAGAGUGGUGUUGUCACCCUAAUCCCUUUGCAAGAAGCACUUUACACCCUCAGCAUGAUGACUGUUUUCUUGGAGAGACUUUUCUCCUGUUGAAUUCAAGAAAUGAAUCAUAUGUGCCUGAAUCUCUCAAGUGCAGCUCAGAGACUGAACAUGAUCACACUUCUCAGAAUGACUCUACCCUGAAAUCAAAGGAAAAUACCAGAGUAAUUUGUGAGCGCUGCAAGACAACACUGGGAGAAACAGUAUCAUCAGAUACUGUUAAAUACUAUGUGACUGAGGUGAUUGUUUGGCCAUCUGAGGAAAGCUUCAGCACAAUACCAAGCAGGUCUCAAUUCAUACAGAGUAUGGUUGCUCAGUGUCUUGUGGAAUUGUCCUCUGCUAAAAGCACAUUUAGAUUCACCAUAAAAGGUGACAAUGGAAGGAUCUAUAUUCUGAUAUGGCUUUUAAAUUCUGACACAUUGCUGGUGGAGUCCUCAGGAAGUUCCUCCUCCCACAGUGUCUUUACACUGUUUGGCGAUAAUUUCAUGGCAAGCUGUGGACCAUCAGGGAUGUGGAGUGCUGUCAAAGUUCUCUACCAGCCGUGCAUUAAUAACAGGAAUAAAGACCUUGCUGAUGCCUGGGAAAAUGAUUUUGGAGUUCAUCCUUUAAAGUUUCCAUCAGAAACGUGUCUGGAAUUACUUCUGAUGCUGAGUUUGAGUACUGCUUCUUUACCCCCUUCAAUUCAGCGCAUGAACUCUUUUCAGGUUGCCUUUCUGAAGCUGUGAAGAUCUCAGUUACCUAUGUAGAAAACUCUUCUCAAAUUCCCUUCCAUCAGACAUAUACAGAAACCUUCCGAUGGUGUGACACCUGAAAGAAAAUCUCCUGGCAGUACAAAGCAGGAUGAGCUAUGGCACGCAUUAUUCUUUCUAUCUGGAAGAGAUUCAAAGCCAAAGACGGAGUUAGCUUUUACAUCCAGUACAUUCUUAGAUGUUGUUGUAAGAGUGACUGCUCACAUCAAGCUGGACUAAGUUAUAUGUAGUCAAUACUACCUUUGUCCGACAGUAUUGGGAGUCCUAAAAAGACAGGCAGCAAAGAAGGGAUCUAAUAUAUUUAAUGUUAUGGAUGCUGAAGUGUUCUGUUCUUUCUUUGCUCUAAUAAACUUAGAAGGCCGACUAAAAUACAUGUUUAACAAAAACUAGAUUUUGUAUGUUUAUCAUGUUUAUUAUUUCUGCAUUAAUGUUUACCUUCCUUCUUGGGAGUGAAGAAAGACCGUGUUCAUGUUAGUAUACCAUAUGUAAUAUUUUGGGAAACUGAUAAUGUUUUGAAGAAUCAAGACUUGAUGGUUGUUUGAACUAAUUAUUCCUUCAGCUUCAAAAAAGGGUAUCCCCAUGAGAGCUGCCUUUUCAGAAACUGCCAGAAAUGAAAGAUUAUUGUCCAUUUUUGCUCUGCGUGCUUACCUGCUUUUCACAGGAGUUUUUUCACUGGGCACAGAAUCUGUUACCAUUUUUGUUUUUGGAGUGAGUUGGAUUUCUGUGACUAUCCAGAAUGUGACUGAGUAAUUGCACAGAAAAUCUUUCCCAAUCUGUUGAAAUGACCCCUAUUAUGGUUUUGCAAAUACAGAGCUAUCUUAGGUCACAAAAUAUGUGCUUUUGGGGUUAAGUCUCUGUCACAUCCUGCUUCAUUUGCUACUGUGACCAUACAGAGUAAAUCUGGCAUUAAUAUUAUAUUUGGUUGCAGAGUGAUGUGCGUAGACACUUCAUCAGUUUUUGGGAACAAGGAAAAGCCUUCUGAAGAUGAAGAAACAUGCAUCAGCCCCAUCCUGCCAUGCUCCUGCUGUGGCAGUGCUACAGCUGAGCAAAAUCCUGCAAAUCCUAAGCAAAUCUUGAGGGAGCACCAAGCCCAGCAUGUACACUGAUAACACUGAGCCUUUUAGGAGCUUGCCUCCUGCCCUCCUGCCUGCAUGUACUUAAAGCUGCUGCUUUUUUUGUUUUUUUUUUUAUUUUUUAUUUUACACCCUUGUGCAUUGGUGUACAGGGUCUGACUGGGAUGGAGUUAACAACUUUUGUAGCUACCAUGCUGCAGGUUGGAUUUGUGGCUCCAACAGUGCAGAUAACGCACUGCUGUUCUGGCUGCUGCUGAGGAGUGCUUGCACAGCACCAAGUCUGGGCCUUUUUAUUUCCCCCUCACAUCUUUCCCUCAGUGAACAGAUUGCUGUUGAGCAGGAAACUGGGAGAGACCACAGCAGAGACAGGUGGUCUCAGCUGGCCAUAGGGUUUGGGUACAUAUGUAGCUUGCUUACCCUUAAAGCAUGUAAACAAACACCAUGGAGAUAGGAAACUGCUCCAGACAGUAGCUGGCUGCCAGCUGUUUUUUUGUUUUUUUGUUUUGUUUUAAGAAAAAUUUGAUCCUACUUAUUGCUUUCUCUGUUUUCCCCAUUGUUUUGUAUCUGUUACACUGCAUUUUUUUUUUCAGGGCACAAAGUAUGUUUAUUCUACUUUCUAUAGUGUCAAGUACAGCCUCAGUGUUAAAGCCGUGAGAAUAAAUCAGCUGUGACGUUAGGAAGUACCCACUCACAUUAACGGAGAUAGAUGUGCCUCCUCCACUAAUGUGCAGUUUCCAGACAGUGUAAGGCAACAAGAAGCUAUUUAAAAUGUCAGCUUUAAUUUUUACAUGCUAUCAAGUUGUAAAGAUUGCUAUUGCAAAACACCUCCUAUGUGUCAGACAAGGGGUGUUCUCCAUUAGCACCAAUGGACAACAUUAUUGUUCCUGUCAUUAACAGGUCAAGUGUAGAGCUUGUUACAUUCUUUAAACAAGCUUGACCAUUAUAAUGAACUGGGAUAGCUAAGCUGUCAUACCAAGUUAAGUCUCAAUUAUUUGGUGGUUAUUUUAUCUCCAAAAGUAGGCUUUCUAGUUUAGUUUCUAUCACCUCCAGUGUAGGCUAGGAUAUACUGAAUAAUAUUGACAAAAGGAUUGAUGCUGGUCUUGCACUGUGAGCUGAAGGGCAAGUUCUGUCUUGCCUCUGUUUCACUUUUUUGUGUGGAAAACUUUGUAGAUAUAAGGAACAGCUUUAAUUAAAAUUUACAAUACGUGUUUUUGCACUUAAUUUUGGAUUUAAAUGCAAGUGUGUUUCAGUAAUUCUUUCUGUUUUGCUGCCUUCAUUGUUGGUCCUCCAGAACAUCACUAUGGUGUCAAUUUUAGACUUUGCAUUCUUUCGUUUCUCUCCUAGCCAACUCUGUUCCAUUGUAAAUGACAGAUUUCUUGUUUGAGGUACUGCAUCAGCUUAUUUGCAUUGUUCCUUUCAGUUCCCCUCCAGCUUUUCUUUUUAUCUUUUUUUCGAAGCACUGCAAAGUCCUCAGAUGGACAAGUUACAGAAACAUUGCACAACCCUGUCUUCACUAGACUUCUUCAGUUUCUUUCAAAAUGGGCUGAAUUGCCUCAUGGCAGAUGCCAGGGAGCUUUUAGCAAUUUUCACUGAAUAUCAGGAAUCUUGCUGGUCCACAUGCUAUAACCACUCAUUACAACGUUGUGUCUUCGAAUAUCUUAUUGUGACAGGCAAGUGUGAUAUUUCUGUUAUUGCAGACAGCAGAUGCUGUGUUCAGAUCUCAUGGUGCUAUAGUUCAGGAAAGUUAGAUAACAUUCUUUUAAUGAUAACCACGAAUAUUUGUCUAACUGCUAAUUGUGUAUAAUGGCUCUUGCUUUGUCCCUGUCCAGUUGUCUUACACACUGGAUUGCAUUGGUCGUUAUAUUACAUGCUCAGUAAUAGAUGCUCCUUCUAUCUGCUUGUAUUCCAUGAUGAUAUAAAUGCCUAUCAAUUUCUCAUUGUAAAUACUAGAAAACAGUUUAUUUUAUAAUAUAAAAUGUCAUUUUAACUUGCA
This is a messenger RNA of Lagopus muta (rock ptarmigan), 4297 nucleotides long. It is a transcript of the gene UBE3D, whose product is annotated as ubiquitin protein ligase E3D. The record is from RefSeq and is a predicted model, not a curated record. Bases 38 to 1207 code for a protein of 389 amino acids. The transcript has 10 exons. Gene Ontology annotation, cellular component: nucleus; ubiquitin ligase complex; cytosol. Gene Ontology annotation, biological process: proteasome-mediated ubiquitin-dependent protein catabolic process; protein autoubiquitination; protein monoubiquitination. Lineage: Eukaryota; Metazoa; Chordata; Aves; Galliformes; Phasianidae. Gene Ontology annotation, molecular function: ubiquitin protein ligase activity; ubiquitin conjugating enzyme binding; cyclin binding.